CCCUCUUAUUCCACACCUAUAUCUCAACCCCUCCCAGCAAUUAUCUGAAAAACCUCUCUAAAAUCUAGUCUUUUUUUAGAGAAAAGAAAAAAAGGAAAAGAAAACAUGGGUUUGAAUUCUCGUCAGUGGCUUAUGAAGCUGUUUGUUGUGGCCACCUUGUUCCAAGUUUCAUUCGGUUCCAGCAGGUUGUUCCAAGUCUCGUUGGCGACAAGGAAGCUAAGCGAGCUUGUCCAAGACCAAACCCAGCUCCUCAAAUACCACAACGGCCCUCUCCUCUCCGGUAAAAUUACCAUCAACCUCAUCUGGUACGGUAACUUUAAGCCCUCCCAGAAAGCCAUUGUUUCCGAUUUCAUCUCCUCCUUGUCCUCCUCCUCCCCUUCCAACACCCCCCAACCCUCCGUGGCCGCCUGGUGGAAGACCACCGAGAAAUACUACCACCUCACCUCCAACAAAAAGUCCUCCAACUCCCUCUCCCUCUCUCUGGGGAGACAGAUUCUCGACCAAGGCUACUCCCUCGGCAAAUCCCUCACCACCAAACAGAUUGUCGCAUUGGCCGCAAAGGGUGACCAAAAGAACGCCAUCAACGUUGUCCUGACAUCCGCCGACGUGGCUGUCGAUGGCUUCUGUAUGAACCGGUGCGGUACCCACGGGUCUGCCUCCGCCUCUUCCAAAACCAGACACAUCAAGGGCGCCAAGAACUAUAAGUUCGCUUUCAUUUGGGUUGGAAACUCGGAGACCCAAUGCCCGGGGCAGUGCGCGUGGCCAUUCCACCAGCCCAUCUAUGGACCCCAAAGCCCACCCCUUGUGGCCCCCAACAACGACGUGGGCCUCGACGGCAUGGUCAUCAACCUCGCUAGCCUUCUGGCCGGGACAGCCACCAACCCAUUCGGAAAUGGAUACUUCCAGGGCCCGGCCGAGGCACCACUAGAAGCUUCCUCGGCCUGCCCUGGGGUUUACGGGAAGGGAGCUUAUCCUGGUUAUGCCGGGGACUUGCUGCAGGACCCCACCACCGGUGCCAGCUACAAUGCCAAUGGUGCUAAUGGAAGGAAGUACUUGCUUCCUGCACUAUAUAAUCCUGCAACUUCAUCUUGCUUUACUUUGGUUUGAAACAUUAGAAGGGCUAAUGUAUAAGCCUAAUUAGGUGUUAGAUAUAUUCAUUGAUUUGUUCAAAUUUUCUUUUGGUUAUGCGGAUUGUAAUGAUAUAAAAAUAGCAAAUUGCUUCGAUUUGCAUAAGAAAUUAUUCUGCCUUCAGUUCUA
This is a messenger RNA of Pyrus x bretschneideri (Chinese white pear), 1257 nucleotides long. Its product is annotated as protein PHOSPHATE-INDUCED 1. Bases 106 to 1107 code for a protein of 333 amino acids. The transcript has a single exon. NCBI's taxonomy places the organism in Eukaryota, Viridiplantae, Streptophyta, Magnoliopsida, Rosales, Rosaceae. The record is from RefSeq and is a predicted model, not a curated record.